CCGACGCUUAAAUAAAGUUUUCUCGCAUUUGAAUGAAACAUGGCCGCCACUGAAGUCGGAUGUGAGCACUAUGUUCGCAGCUGUUUGUUAAAAGCACCCUGCUGUGGGAAGUUUUAUGUUUGCAGACUCUGUCAUGAUGGUGAAGAGAACCAUCAAAUGGACCGAUUUAAGGUCCGAGAAGUCAAAUGCUCAUCGUGCAAUACUAUUCAAGAGGCUCAACAGACAUGUAAAGAAUGUGAAGUGAAGUUCGGGGAGUAUUACUGUGACAUCUGCCAUCUGUUUGACAAAGACAAGAAGCAGUACCACUGCCAGCCCUGCGGGAUAUGCAGAAUUGGCCCGAGUGAGAAAUACUUCCAUUGUACGAAGUGCAAUUUAUGUUUAGCCACUGAUCUAAAAGAUAAUCACAAGUGUGUUGAGAACGUGUCUAGGCAGAACUGCCCUGUGUGUAUGGAGGACAUCCACACGUCCAGAAUAGGGGCUCAUGUGCUCUCGUGCGGCCAUCUGCUACACAAAACAUGCUUUGAUGACAUGUGCAGAACUGGGGCUUACCGCUGUCCCCUGUGUAUGCACUCUGCCUUUAACAUGAAGCAGUUCUGGGAACAGAGAGAUAAGGAAAUUGCCCAUUCUCCCAUGCCCACUGAGUACCAGGACACUACAGUAAAGAUCAUAUGCAAUGACUGCCAGGCUCACUGCACUGUGUCCUUCCACGUGUUGGGCAUGAAGUGCAGCACCUGUGGCUCCUACAACACGGCACAGGACGGGGGUCUGAUCGCACCCCCCGCCGUCGACCCACGACCGCCUGCACAGCAGCCGCUAGAAGAAGAGACCGAAACGCAGAACCACGACUGAUGUUCAUCUCCCAGUUAAGCUUUUACAGAACUGACUGUAUAAUUUAGAAAUACAAACUCUUCUCUCUCACUGCUUCCAUGUCUGUACAACUGCUCUUUUUUCUUAUCCUUUUUUUUUUUUGCUGGAUUAAACUGGAUGAGAACUUUU
Molecule: messenger RNA, 996 nt
Organism: Rhinichthys klamathensis goyatoka
Lineage: Eukaryota; Metazoa; Chordata; Actinopteri; Cypriniformes; Leuciscidae
Gene: rchy1
Product: ring finger and CHY zinc finger domain containing 1
Exons: 8
Coding region: 40-849 (269 amino acids)
Biological process (GO): ubiquitin-dependent protein catabolic process; protein ubiquitination
Cellular component (GO): nucleus
Molecular function (GO): zinc ion binding; ubiquitin protein ligase activity
Source: RefSeq, a predicted model, not a curated record